Leptidea sinapis is the source of this 3840-nucleotide messenger RNA. RefSeq lists its product as uncharacterized. Bases 190 to 1653 code for a protein of 487 amino acids. Lineage: Eukaryota; Metazoa; Arthropoda; Insecta; Lepidoptera; Pieridae. The transcript has 2 exons. The record is from RefSeq and is a predicted model, not a curated record.
AUAAGUAAAAAUUAUAAAUCAAGUCUGUUUUACAUUAGUUUUAUAAUGAAGUUUAGUAUCGAUACUUCAAAUACAGGCGUUACUUCACAGAAAUUAACCGUUUCAUCCGGCACUAAAUACCUUUGAACUCCGAGUGCAAUCUUCGACGUUUCAUUAGGGUUUCAUUAGAUUACUGUUACAACAAGCAGGAUGUAUACCAGAUCAAAACGAAGGAAUAUCUGCGCAACAUGCACACACACUAUAAAAGUGAAAGAAUAUUUGGAAUGUACUAAUUGCAAUAACACGUUUGACUUAAAAUGUGCUAGCAUUACUUUAAAAAGAUACAAUUCAAUGUCGACCGAUAAGAGACUCAAAUGGAAAUGUCAUAAAUGUAGGAAAAGCUCUACACAGGAAAUAAAAAAUCUUUCAAAUACUGAACAGCUGACACAAAGUAUCUCGUUAGAUAAAACCAUUUCAAAUAUUAGUAAUUUAUCCAGCAAGAAUACUCUCACACUACAUAAUCAAUCAUUAGAAAAUAUAACAUUUUGUAGUUCAAUGAAAGACCUACAUAAUUCAACAUUCAGAGAUGUCAGCACAUGUAGUUUACCAGAUCUUGGUACUGUCGAAAGCUCACAGGUUUUAGACCUUAAACAGGACUUAGCAACCCUAUCUGGGCAAUUAGAAAGUGCUCAUGAAGAAAUUGCCAAACUAAAUAUAGAAAACACAAAACAAAGAAAGUUAAUUGAAGAAAAUGAAAAACAAAUAAAAUUACUUAAAACAUUGCUAAGCGACGGUAAUUCUUCAAUCAACUCCACACCGCUACGAACAAAAACAAAGAAAUCUAAACGCACACCGUCAGUAAAAUCCUCUAUACAGAACAAUAUAAUAUCUCAUAAAGCAAUAGAACAAAUACCAAUUAAUUUAGAAAAUGCACCAGCAGUACCACUAAAUUCUGAAUUUAAUAAAAAACUCGCUCAAAAAAGUACCAAUAUUCAAAGAAAAUCAGGAAGAAAAAUUUACAUUAUAGGAAGUCAACAAUCUAAAAAUUUAUCCUCAGCGCUCAUUCAGUCGAGAAGAACUAAUCCGUAUGAAAAAUAUACAAUUGAAGCGUUCAUCAAACCCGAUGCAACGACAGGGGACAUCCUCAAAUCUUGUGAGUUGUAUGAUUUUUCCUGUAACGACAAAUUAAUAUUAACUGUAGGUGAAAAUGACUGUGAUCCAAUUAAAAUAUCAUCUGACUUAUAUACAAAAAUAAAUUCUCUACCACAAGUCCAUAUUAUUGUAACUAGUGUGACUUUCAGUAGGCAUUUGAAUGAACUGAAACUUAAUGACAUGUUGCGAUUGAUAUGUAACAAGUUUCCUAAUUGUACGUUUCUUAAUCUCGAUGAAAACAUUUAUCGAAAUAACACGCCGUAUUAUAAUAUAUGCCAUAAAAUAAAUCUCGUAAUUGACCAAAUAGACUACAAUAAAAGGUUUUUGAAUUUCAAAAAACAAAGACACAUAAAUCGUUCCACACUAAAAGGAACGAUACCAUAUUAUUUUAAGAAAGUGACUCAAACUUUAAAUUCAUCUCAGGAUGCACCAAAGAAGGGAACAAUUCCUUUUUAUUUUAAACCAAAUAAAGUUGAUGACAGCAAAAAUGGGGAAAAACUGUUUUUUCGUGCCAAAAAUUAAUAAUUCAACAUGCACUUGUAAAGUUCUUCACCAAAAUGUUGCUGGCUUUCUAGCAAAGAAAGACUUAAUAGAAAUCAUGGUUGAAGAUCUGCAAAAUACAGAUAAAAUUGACAUACUAUGCUUCACGGAAACAUUCAUUCCAAAAGGGCAUGAAAGUAAUAUAAAACUAAAUGGGUAUCUGUUAGCAUCAAAUUACAGUAGAAUAAAAAGAAGGGGUGGUGUUUGUAUAUUAACAUCACAAGGGAUAGGAUCAAAAAAUUUAGAAUACCUACAUACUUUGUGUGAACCGAAAGCAUUUGAAUGUUGUGGGAUAGACAUAGUGGACAAAAAUUUGUUUAUCAUUUGUAUCUACAGGACACCUGAUUCUGAUGUAAGUAUAUUUUUUGAAAAACUAAGAACCGUGCUUCAGAAAUACUGUAAAAAGAAUAAAAAAAUUAUUAUAUCAGGAGAUUUUAAUAUUAAUACACUGAAUUGUAAUAAAAUCUCUCAACAGUUAAAGCAAAUCGUGCAAAACUUUAACUUUAGAUUACACAUUAAUCUACCAACGAGAAAUAGCACAUGCAUUGAUCAUAUAAUAAGUAAUAUUGAUGGCGCUAUAGGUUCUUUACAUAAUUACGAUAUUUCUGACCAUAACACAGCACAAAUUCUAAGUUUCGAAAGUGUUAACAUUAAAAAUAAAAUAUCUAUGUUUAUGUACAAACGUAAUUAUAGUAAUUAUAAUAUUGAGAUAUUCAAAAAUUACCUAAAAAGCUUGUCGUUCAAUGAAGUCUAUGAAGAAAAAAAUUUCAAUAACGCUUUUAGCAAAUUUCAUUCCUUAGUAACUCUAUUAUAUAGACUUUGUUUUCCGAGAAUAAAAAUUAAAAAUAUGGAAUCCAAUGGAAAGCCCAAAUGGAUAACUAAAGGUAUUCGAAUAAGCUGUAAAAUAAAAAGAGUAUUAAGAUAUAGAAAAUGUAGAAAAAAAGACGAUAGCAAUAAGAAUAAUUAUUUGAAAUAUGCAAGAACACUUAAAUAUUGUAUUGCCACAUCAAAAAAAUUGAGUAAUACCCAUUAUGUAGCAAACAGUAAAAACAUAUGCUAUGCGACGUGGAGAAUUAUUAAAAAUGAAACAAAAAGUAACAAUAGUGACACUUGUAUAGAAUCAGUUAUAGUAAAUAAUAAUGAGAUUAAUAAUACUAAAGAUAUAGCAAACAGUUUUAAUGAUUAUUGGAUAAAUUUGACUAACAGCAGUGAUAAAUGUCUGACAAAGCGAAAGUUGAAACCUUGUAUAAAUCAAAAUAAAACUGGAAGUAGUAUUUUUCUCAAUCCAGUAACGGAAAACGAAACAUUAAAAAUAAUACAAUUGUUGAGGAAUACUAAAGCAGUAGGCUAUGAUGAAAUUCUCACAAAAAUUAUUAAAAUAUGCAAAGAUGAACUAGUACCAGUUAUAACAUACCUAAUCAAUUUGUCGUUUGAAACUGGUGAAUUCCCAGACGCACUAAAAUUAUCGGUGGUCAAGCCACUACAUAAAAAAGACGAUAAAAAACAACUUAAUAACUACCGCCCAAUCGCACUCGUAUCUAUUUUUUCAAAAGUCUUUGAGAAAGCAAUGUAUGGUCGUUUAACAAUUUUUUUUACAAAAAAUAAUAUAAUAAACAAGCAACAAUUUGGCUUUCAAAAAAACAAGUCGACAACAUUAGCUGCAUUUAAACUGGUUAACAAAAUAGCAGAAAAUAUAGAUUCAAAAAAACCAACGUGUGUAAUAUUUUUUGAUAUGAGCAAGGCUUUUGACUUCGUAUCACACACCAUCUUGUUGGAUAAGUUGGAGCAAAAUGGCGUUAGAGGACCAGCUCUUAACUGGAUGGAGUCCUACUUAAAAGACCGUAAGCAAUGUGUGGAGAUCAAUUCUAUCGACGAAAAGGCUACCAUAAUUGCCCAACAAUCAAACUUUAAAUUAAAUAGAUUUGGUGUUCCGCAAGGAAGCGUCCUUGGACCAUUAUUAUUUUUAAUUUAUAUUAAUGACCUGCCUAGUGUGACAAAAAAUGACUGUUAUUUAUUUGCCGAUGAUAUAUCAAUAAUUAUGACAUGUAAUAAUAAAAAUGAGAUUGAUAUUUAUGAAAGUGAAAUUAAUAAUGAAAUUAAUACAGUGGUAAAUUGGCUAGAGGAUAAUAAUCUUCAAGUUAAUAUUAAAAAAACCUCAUUUAUGCAAUU